AAGGGAAACUCUCCUACAAGGUUUUCCGACGAGAAUUCAUGCCGUCUGGUGGUUUCAGCAUGCAUACGUACGAUUCGCAUUUUCGUGCCCUAUCGUUCGUGGCAGAAUUGGAUGAGAGACGAGAACUGAUGCGUCGUGGCGCGGGAAGCUUGAAGAUCGAAAGCCAGUACCCCUAUUAUGCAAUCCGCAUGCAAGGCAUCGCCGAGAGGCUACCCAACCUUCACGUCGGCGAUUUCAUCAAAGUGAAAAGGAUUCAAGCCGCUGCUGGGGACCAGAACUUUGAAGGUCGAGUCCAACGGAUCGACCUCAACAAAGUCGUCAUCCACUUCAGCGACAAGUUCAGGGCAUCGAGGCACAACAAUGACAAGUUUGAUGUCCAGUUCUCGUUCAACUCCAUGCCUUACCGACGUCAGCACCGGGCCCUCGAGUUUGUCGCCGAAUCUGUGCGACUCCUCUUUCCCCAGCCCGGUCCGGAGGCGAGGGCCUGGCGGUCUCCCGUUAACCUCUUGCCGAUUUCACCUAAUAUCCUUGAUAACGUGGAGCAGAUGCAGGCUGUCAAGGCUAUUGUUCAAGCCCCACCUGGGUCCGCGCCCUUCAUUAUCUUCGGACCCCCCGGUACCGGCAAAACGUCAACAGUAGUAGAGGCAAUCCACCAGCUCCUCGCCAAAAGCGCAGACGUUCGAGUCCUGGCAUGCACCCCCACAAACACGGCCGCAGACGUUCUCGCGAUCAAGCUUGCCACAGGGCCUGCAAAGCUGGAACCCGACGUGCUGUUUAGGCUGAACGCGAUAUGGCGAGGAAGAGGGCAGGAUCUCGACAAUGUCCCCGACACGUAUCCCAACGAACUCCUCGAUCCAUACUCGGAGAUAAACGAGAACAACGUCUUCGCGAUUCCGACAAAGGAGAAACUGGGCUCGUUUAGGGUGGUCGUCGCGACGUGUGCGUCUGCGGGGGUGGCUGAGAGCCUUGGUCUCCCUCGCGGGCACUUUACGCACAUCAUCAUCGAUGAGGCGGCUCAGUGUGUCGAGCCCGUGACUAACGGUGCCAUCCUUCCCUUGGCGGACGAGGGGACGAAUGUUGUGCUUGCGGGAGACCCUAAGCAGUUGGGAGCGUCAUGUCACUCCAAGCUUGCCAGAGCUUUCGGGCUCAAGGUCAGCUAUAUGGAGCGACUGAUGAAGCGUACAAUCUACGAUCUUAGGCACGCUGAGGGGAUCAGGAUCAUGAAGCUGAAGAAGAACUUUCGCAACCACCCUUCUAUCAUUCACUUCUCCAAUCAAGUUUUCUACGAGGGGGAGCUGCAGCCAAUGGGGAACGCCGACGUCCGUAUGCUUGAGCAGGCGCCUUCAGUGAGGAACAAGUUCCCCGUAAUAUUCCACGCCAUUGUCGGCGAGGAGAAGCACGAGGUGGGCUCGCCGUCCUACUACAACGAGAGCGAGGCACUCGUCGUAAAGCGCUAUGUCGAUGAACUUCGUGACGGCUAUACUGCCGGAGGGCAACUUAUCAAACUCGAUUCCGAGGACAUAGGGAUAAUUACACCCUAUCUCGACCAGCAACAUGUAAUGAAGGACUUGUGCGGCAGAAAGGGCUUAAAGAUUGGUACAGUGGAGUCAUUUCAAGGACAGGAACGCCGCGUCAUCAUCGUAUCUACGGUGCGCAGCCGUAAUCUUGGGUUCGUGAGCGAGCCCCAAAGAAUAAACGUUGCGCUCACGCGAGCCCGCGCCCUAGUCAUCGUUGUUGGCAACCCUCUAGCGCUCGCGGAAGAUCCGUACUGGCGGACUCUCCUUUUGUACAUCAACCAACGUGGCGGAUGGCGCGGUAACCCGCGUGCCGCAGAUAUCCCUGCACUUACAGACAGUGUCGUGCGUGCGCACGAUGAGGCUAUGAUGUCUGGAAGUAAGACAGCAGAGGCAAAGGCGGAUGCGGCGGACCUGCUGAAGAGGCUUCGGUCGGUGAUUGAUACCAUACCGCCUCCGCUCUAGAUUUCUUCGAGUAGGUAACCGUGUCAAGUAAGAAUAGAGGC
Messenger RNA from Coniophora puteana RWD-64-598 SS2, 2020 nucleotides. Its product is annotated as P-loop containing nucleoside triphosphate hydrolase protein. Gene Ontology annotation, cellular component: P granule; cytosol. The record is from RefSeq and is a predicted model, not a curated record. The transcript has 8 exons. The coding region runs from base 60 to 1979 and encodes 639 amino acids. Lineage: Eukaryota; Fungi; Basidiomycota; Agaricomycetes; Boletales; Coniophoraceae. Gene Ontology annotation, biological process: regulatory ncRNA-mediated post-transcriptional gene silencing. Gene Ontology annotation, molecular function: 5'-3' RNA helicase activity; RNA binding.